AGAAAUUCGUACUAGAUACAUUGCGCAAAAUAUAUAAUAUAGAGACAUACGGACCAGUGGUCGAGUCCUUUUUUCUUCCAACGUCGGCAUGCGUCGGGUGAAAGAGCAACUGUCAAGUUCUUAUUCACAAGAGGAGGCAUGUCCACAGAAGAAACAGAUAAAGCUACUGAUGCGAGCGGGGGCGAUGAAGAAGAAUGGUUAUAUGGAGAUGAGAGUGAGGAGAAGGUAGAGGACGAGGCACCUAAUGGUUCAGUGAAGUGCGACAGUGAGAAGCCCCAGCCGCCUGCUGAGGAGGUCCAUGAGAUUAAAGACGUAAAGCAGGAUUCAGGCCAGGAAGAUGAAGAGAGUGACAGUGAGGAUGAUGAUAAUGACGUUUGUGUAACCAUUGGAGCUAUAACAACCGGUGGCUUGUGUCAGUCGUUCAGUGCCUUCGGAUCCACGCCUGUUAAUCUCAACAUUAAGACUGCAGGACGAACACAUGCGUCAGCUGGCCCCAAACCAAAAGGACUGGACCUGGACGCGCAGGGCAACGUCAAUGGAAUCCCAGUGUUGGAGGUGGACCUGGAGACUUUGGAAGAGAAGCCGUGGAGAAGGCCUGGCUCGGACCUCUCGGACUACUUCAACUACGGCUUCAAUGAGGACACCUGGAAAGCCUACUGUGAGAAGCAGAAGAGACUACGCAUGGGGUAUGACGGCAUAAACCACUCGGCUUCAGCCGCUAAAAUCAUGGUCCACCAGGGACGUUCAAGCCUUGGAGAUGGGGCCCUCCCCUGCUUUAGGUCGGACUACUCCUCCCCCAGCAAACCAGCCUCCUCCAGUAGAAAGUCCAGCAGCACCAUCGAUGUUAUUGGAGGACAAACUGGUACCAUCAGCCGGGUAGAAGGACGGCGACGUCACAGCGUUGAUGGAAAUAACAUCCAGGUUCUUUCUGAGCCCUCCUCUGAUGCUGACCCUACUCCCACUAAGAUAUCCCCUUUCUACCACCCCAACAUCCCCCCUCCUCCUUUCCUGCCUCCAUCCCACAAUGUCAGCUCCGCCCCUCCACUCAUUCCUCCGCCACGGAUCCCCAUCAGUAUUCCUCCACCUGGCUACCCUCCUGGGGCACCCCCUCCCUCUUUGAUCCCUUCACUAGACUGUGGACGCUCUGGAGGCUACGAUGGUCGCUCGGCACCAGUGUACCCCCCCUUCCCUCCAGGUGUUUACCCUCCGCCCCCUCCUCCCCCCCCGGGCAGCACCACAGCCUCCUGGGCUGGGGUUUUCGACAGCGCCAAGGCCUGGGAGUACUAUGCCCGUCGGGACAGCGAGCGGGAGCGCCACAAGGAGAGAGAUCGGACCAGAGAUCGCGGACAUGACAAAGACCGGGAGAGAGAGCACAGCCCGUCCGCCCAGGCCUGCAGUGACGAGGAGCGGCGCCGGCGCAGGGACUCCGGAGAGAGAGGAUACGAGCGGCACCACCACCACCGAGACAGAACCACCCGGGACAACGAAGACCGACACCGAGAGAAAAGACACAGAGACAAGGAGGAGAGAAGAUACAAGUCCUCACGCAGCAGCAGGAGGAGACAUGACAGUGAGGAAGGGGACAGCCAUCCGAGGCACAAACACAAGAAGGCCAAGAGGAGCAGAGAUGACAAGGAGCCAAGCCAGGAACUCUCCGCUGACCAGGAGAACCAGUCAGAGCCCACCGAGUGACAAUUUGUGCCACUCUCCAACCAAUUGGAGGCCCCGGUGUGACCACUUAGGCAUUCUGUGUACCUGAGACUGGACUGCUCCUCUUGCUGUUAAUAUAUUUUAGUUAGUUAUCCUUGAAGGUGAAAAACCAAAUAAUUGUUUUAUGUAUAUGUUGUUUAUAACAUGUAUGUUUUGACCUACCUGAGGGAGAGUUUUUUUGUUGUUGUUGAAUGUAAAAGAUUCAGUAUAUUUAGAUAAAGUGGCUAUCUAGACCUCAGCUAAUGAGUAGUUUGAAUCUCACUGGGCGGCUGUUGUACAUGUGUAUACAUCUUACCCUUAAACCCAAACCUCCAACCUUUGCUAAGAGCUCGCGGGCAACAGUUCUUUUC
Esox lucius (northern pike) is the source of this 2060-nucleotide messenger RNA. It is a transcript of the gene fip1l1a, whose product is annotated as FIP1 like 1a (S. cerevisiae). NCBI's taxonomy places the organism in Eukaryota, Metazoa, Chordata, Actinopteri, Esociformes, Esocidae. Bases 139 to 1692 code for a protein of 517 amino acids. Gene Ontology annotation, molecular function: RNA binding. Gene Ontology annotation, cellular component: mRNA cleavage and polyadenylation specificity factor complex. The transcript has 17 exons. The record is from RefSeq and is a predicted model, not a curated record.